Tigriopus californicus is the source of this 2868-nucleotide messenger RNA. RefSeq names its product activin receptor type-2A-like. Gene Ontology annotation, biological process: activin receptor signaling pathway; cellular response to growth factor stimulus; protein phosphorylation. The transcript is spliced from 5 exons. Lineage: Eukaryota; Metazoa; Arthropoda; Copepoda; Harpacticoida; Harpacticidae. Gene Ontology annotation, molecular function: activin receptor activity; ATP binding; activin binding. Gene Ontology annotation, cellular component: activin receptor complex; plasma membrane. The coding region runs from base 305 to 2110 and encodes 601 amino acids. The record is from RefSeq and is a predicted model, not a curated record.
ACUCAAUGCACACAGACACAGAUCCCAAGAAAAGAAGGCCUGCUUCUUUCUGCUGGCGGCCUCUUCUUGCAACUUCAGAGUGCGUGGUGCCGCCCCCAACCCCUGUUGGAUUGGAAUCCUAUCCUGCCAUUGAGAUCAGCGUCCCACCUUUCGUUCCUGCCCGUCCCCCGGUUCGGACCCGCCCAUCCAUGUCGACUUUCUCUCGCGAUGAGCCUCCCAGUCUGAAUCGUCUGGCCCUUGACCCCCAUCACGCCCAUCCCCGCCCACCCCGUCCUUGUGUGAGUCCGUGAAAGGCCUGCUGAGCAUGAUGGCCAGCCUGACGGGACUGGCCCUGGGACUUCAGUUGGCCUGGGCCACCCGCCUGGGCGUGUCCGGAGCCAUGGCUCAGGACCAACUGACCGUUUGCGAGUUCUACAACAAGACCUGCAUCGAUCAGGUGCAGGCCACGCCCAUUCAGAUCCCGGGGCAAGCGCGCGACUAUUCGACUUGUGUGGGCAACGAAACCUGUCCCAGUCACCAGCGGCACACCUGUUAUACCGUGUGGAGCCCCACCCAACCGGAGUCGGUGGUGGGCGGGGCUGUGACCGGUCCACCCUUUGGCCAUCCGACCGGUCGUCGGGUCAAGAUGAUGGGCUGCUUCAUGAGCGAGGAUACGGAUUGUUUGGCCCAGGAUUCCUGUCAGGAUCGGACGGAUUUGAACGAUGAUGCGGGUCAUUUCUUUUGUUGUUGUCGCGGGUCCAUGUGUAACUCCAAGUUCGAAUGGAUCCGCCCAUUGGAGUCGGCUGAAUCCACCGACACGGACCCGCCGGCUGAAGCCCUGGAUCGGACGGAUUUAACGGUGCUGGCUUUCGUGUCGGUGGCUGUGGUGGUGGUGAUUGUGUUAGCCGUGCUGGUCAUUUUCUGUGUGUAUCGGCAACGUCAAGUGGCCACCUAUACCGCCUCCACGACGCUGAGUCCCGAAGAUCCACGCCAACGAAUCGAUGCCCCGCCCUCGCCCAAACUCAUUCAACAGGAGGUCGAGCUGCUGGAAAUCAAGGCUCGGGGCCGCUUCGGGGCCGUGUGGCGUGGGAAAAUGGGUCAGAACGACCAGGUGGCCGUCAAAAUCUUCCCCUUGCCCGAUCAAAGCUCGUGGUUCGCCGAGCAAGAGAUUUACAACUUGCCGCGGAUGAACCAUGAUAACAUCUUGGAGUUCAUGGGCGUAGACAAACGCGGGGAGGGACUUCAACAAGAGUUCUGGCUCAUGACCAAAUUCCACGAAAAAGGAUCGUUGUGUGACUUCCUCAAAGCUCACACGGUGACUUGGGAGCAACUCACUUUGAUCGCCCAUUCCAUGGCUAGUGGUCUCACUCACCUCCACGAAGAGCUUCCACCCCGAGGUACCCUGGAUAUGAAACCUGCUGUGGCGCAUCGUGACUUCAAGAGCAAGAAUGUACUCAUAAAGGCCGACUUAACGGCUUGCAUCGGAGAUUUCGGAUUAGCUCUCAUAUUCGAACCCGGAAAACCUUGUGGCGACACUCAUGGCCAAGUUGGGACUCGUCGAUAUAUGGCACCCGAGGUCUUGGAGGGUGCUAUCAACUUCUCCCGUGACUCGUUCCUCCGCAUUGAUAUGUAUGCUUGUGGACUGGUGCUAUGGGAGUUGGCAUCUCGUUGCCAAAUGUCCGGUGGAAUUGUUCCCAAAGAGUACAAAGCCCCUUUUGAGGAGGAAGUCCCUCAUCCCACCUUGGAACAGAUGCAGGAAUUGGUUGUAAAUAAAAAGACGAGGCCCAUCAUUCCCGAGCCUUGGAUACGCAAUCCGGUGAUGAGUGAAUUGGUAUCCACAAUAUGUGAAUGUUGGGAUCAAGACGCCGAAGCCAGACUCUCAGCAUCGAAUGUGAAAGAACGGGUAAAGACUUUCCGCGAAUUGAAUUCCGCUUCGAAUCCGGUGAACAACCUCCAGGGUCGCCUGGACCAUCAAAGAAACAUGGCCAAUCAGCUGGAUCGUCCCAGCAAUGGCCACACACCCUCCACCACCACGCCUAUUAAUGUGGGCGAGCAGCAUGAAAUGAGGCCGCUUCUGAUCAGUGCUCAAAACGGCAGUGGAGUGAUCGCCAAUGGAGAUGUCUUGAGCUAAAAUGGACGUUCCACGUGUUUCAUCCAAGAUUCCUAUUACUCACCUACCUCUCAAAAUAUGUAUGUGCUAGGUUGUUGUGCUUUUUGAUUGAGUUUAGAGGACCUCCUCGGGUCUAUUUGCUCUCUCCUCGUCUUUCUGGUUCAGUUUUUCUUGGCCCACUCCCUUGGGACUUGAAAAGGGCCAAUACUGGCCUUAGUUUCUGUCGAGUGUGUGCUGUGAUCGAGUCAACAAACAUGGACACGAAAAAGCCUGGCCUAUGACUGGGCACAGCACGUCGCAAUGACCCAACCUUUCAUAAAAUUUACAACAUCGAUCUGGCUUCGAGCAAGAUUGAUUACAAACGAUUUAGCAGUGGACCAAAUCUCGUUGCCUCUCUCUAUCUACACGUCCUUUCCGUAUGUCGAGGCAUGUCCGGAGAGCAACAAUCCCACAGACAGAUUGCACAGCUGACAGAAACGAACAUAUGUCUGUCUUCGAUUAUUUCAUGUGAUGACGAGUAUGCGUGGAGAAUCCACGCACCUGUGCAUCGUCAUGCCUUAAUAUUUGAUAAAUCAUAUAUAUUUAAAGGAUCAUCUAAAACAAUCAUCAACAACAAUGUGUAUUAGUGACAAUGUUUGUACUCGUACAUGUUAAAAUGUAUUUUCAGAGGGACCUGAUUUUAACACAUUGAUAAAGAAAACCACAAUUUGUUCCAUGUGAACCCCGAUCAAUUUUGCGAUAAAAUCUAAAUUCGAGCAUGUGUCUCGGCUUGUUAGUUA